AUGGAAGGUCCUGUGUACACUGAGAUGGUCAACAACCUGCUCCGGCCGCUGGUGGAGGCUAAAGACUGCCAGCUCAUCCGGCAGAAUGUGUUCCACGCUCUGCCCAACACGGCAAACACGCUAAUCGGCCGCGCCGCGCACAUCGCUGUGCUGGACUCGGAGCUCUUCCUGGAGAAGUUCUUCUUAGUCGCGGGCCUCAACUACUUUAAAUAG
Knipowitschia caucasica is the source of this 213-nucleotide messenger RNA. The record is from the annotation of a GenBank genome assembly. NCBI's taxonomy places the organism in Eukaryota, Metazoa, Chordata, Actinopteri, Gobiiformes, Gobiidae.